CACACAGAGAGCGUCUUUCUCUGCCUGCGACUUCUGGGGAGCGGAUCGCAGUUUGAGGGUCGCGGCCAGGAUGGCGCUGCGCUCUCUGUCGCUCCUGGUGUUGGUGGCGGUCGCCCUGCGGGAGAGCUGCCUCGGCACCUCCUCGCACUCCAUGAAGUAUUUCUCCUUCUCCAUCUCGGAGCCCAGUCAGGGGCUGCCCCAUUAUGUCUCUGUGGGGUACGUGGACGGUCAAGUCUUUGUUCACUACAACAGCAACAGCCGGAGGGUGCAGCCUCAAAUCUCCUGGAUAGAGAAGGUGGGGAAGGAAGACCCCCAAUACUGGGACAGAAACACCCAGAGAGAACGUAGCAAUGAGGAGACCUUUAGAGGAGAUCUGGAGAUUCUGAGGCUUCGCUACAAUCAGAGCGAAGGCCUUCACACGUGGCAGUGGAUGUAUGGCUGUGAGCUCCAGGCUGAUGGGAGCAAAGGAGGAUUUCAUCAGUAUGGUUACGAUGGGAGGACCUUCCUCACCUUUGACAAGGAGAGACUCACCUGGGUGGCUCCCCAACCCCAGGCCCAGAUCACCCAGAGGAAAUGGGACGCUAUUCCAGGAAAGAAUCAGAGACACAAGUCUUACCUGGAGGAAAUCUGCAUUGAGUGGCUGGAGAAGCACCUGUCCUACGGGAAGGAGACGCUGCUGAGGACAGACCCCCCAGAGGUGACCAUGAGCAGCAAGACGGAGGUGGAGGAUGGGAUGGAGACGCACGUCUGUCGCGUGGAUGGCUUCUACCCCAGGGAGAUUGAUGCCUCCUGGACGAGGGACGGGGAGGUCUGGCUGCAGGACACCCUCCGUGGCUCCGUGGCCCCAAAUGCUAAUGGGACCUAUCACCGCUGGCUCAGCAUCCAGAUCGAUCCCAAAGACAGGAGCCGCUAUCGGUGCCAUGUGGAGCACGACGGCCUGGAGGAGCCUCUGGACAUGGCCCUUGAGGAACCAAAAUCCAACGUGGGGAUCAUCAUCGGCGUUGUGGCUGGUCUUGUCCUGCUGGGCGUGAUUGCUGUUGGGAUCUGGUUUUUCAAGAGACGUCAAGAUGACUACAAAAAAGCAGCAACAAGUGAGGAAGGAUCCAACAGUUCCAGCCAGGGGAAAACCCAAACUGCUUAGCAGCCCCCUGGCAGCACGAUGGUCACUCCCAGCCUAAGGAGGGAGGAAAGAAUUGAAAAUCAAUCUUCUUCUGAAUUAGGCCCUUCCAGCAUGUUGGGCCCAGGAUAUAUUUGGGGUCUUUCAUCAUUGCUUUUAUCAUAGAAUCAGUAACCUUUUUUAAUUAUGAUUGAGGAUCACAGGAGAAAAGAAUAGAUUAUGUGUUACUAAUUGUGGUAUCGAAAGAUUUCAAAUUGGGUUUCGUAGAUAAUAGUUUAUAAUAGGUAGGUUGCAUAAUAUCCUCAAUGGGCUUUUGCUGGUUAAUCUUAAGUGAAUAGAGAUUAGAGGUUAAAGAUGAUGUGUUAGAGAUGGGUUUAUAGGGAAUGGGGUGAGGGAGAGGAUGAAGAGUUUUUUGGUUUUACUUUAAGAGAGAUGUAUAAGUUGUUAAUUUUAUUAUAGUUGGGGAUAAAGGUAGGUGUUUCUUUUUCUUUUUUUCCUUGUGUUAGUUUUAUAAGUUUAAAUGUUAUCUUCGAGGAAACUAUUACUAAAAGAAGAAGCGUGCAUUCUGAGAUGUUUGUCACUAAAAUCCUUUUUAAUUGAUUAUUGCACAGUUAAUUGAGCAUAUAUUUGAUCAUUCAAAGUUUGACAGAUAAUCAGUAUAACAAGUGAAACAUUAAGACUCUGAUUUUUUUUAAUAGAUUGCCAUUUAUGGAUUUUCAUGCUUUAGAAAAACAGAGCAUGAGAUCCAUUGCACGGCCGGGCUGCUGGCUCCUUUAAUAAUUGCACUUAGAUUGUAAGUUUGUCAAAGUUGUUUGCUGAAAAUAAAUGGGUUUUUUUGCCUCUUA
Protobothrops mucrosquamatus (brown spotted pit viper) is the source of this 1962-nucleotide messenger RNA. RefSeq names its product H-2 class I histocompatibility antigen, Q9 alpha chain-like. The transcript is spliced from 9 exons. The coding region runs from base 71 to 1141 and encodes 356 amino acids. Gene Ontology annotation, cellular component: external side of plasma membrane. Lineage: Eukaryota; Metazoa; Chordata; Lepidosauria; Squamata; Viperidae. Gene Ontology annotation, biological process: immune response. The record is from RefSeq and is a predicted model, not a curated record.